AUGGUCAAACUCACGCUCACCGUCGCCGCCGUCAUGACCGCAGCUGCCGUCCUCGCCGAUAUCGGGGUGACUCAGCCAGACUCGCCGCACCACAGGCAGUUCCUUCGCCACGCAGGACCGAACGGAAGUGGCGUCGGCUUCGGCUCUGCGGGGAGCAGUCCCCGCGACCCUUCUUCGUCUGAUGACCGAGACGAUGCUGGCAGCUUCCGUGCUGGAAACCGCUCUCCUCCGUCGGAUGCUGGUGUCGGUGUCGGAAGCCUCAGUGUCGGAGGCCACGCUUUUGUCGGUCAUGCAGCCGACCACCUCUGGCUAGGCAGUGGCAGUCUGGACGACCGAUUCGCACCUCCUUCUGGCGCGAGCAGCAAUGCGUCUCCAUCGUGGUCGGCGUCCGGCAAGGACGGCAUGCCGCGGUUCUCGGAUGCCGGUCAAGGUGAACCUCACCGUAAGGCCCUUCAAAAGGAGGGCCGCGAUGACCAGAAUGCGAUGCCUCCGAUGCCUUCUCGUUCAAUCGACGGCCCCAUGCAUGGAGGGCAGCAGAACGAGCCACCGCGAGACGACUUGCCGAACGGGAGGCAACCGCGGAAUGCCGACAGCGAGCCGCUUCGGAGUGAUAAACCGUUGCAGGGUGACCCGGACCAGCCUCAGGACGACAAGCGCGUCGAUUCACCACACGGACUUCCUGGUGAGCACGAAGAUCAUGGAGACCAAGACGAUACCCCGCACGGCCGAGACCAUCUACACCGACACAGCUCCGACAAGGGUUCGUGGCACGGAAGUGGGAGCGUCGACGGUCGUUUUCCUCCCCCACCCGAUGCAGGCGGCGACGAGCAGCAGCCGCCGGGAGUCGGCGGAGGUCGUGGUGUGGACGGCCCCAGGACUGCCGAUAACCGCGACGACCACAACUCGCCACUAUCGCUUGCUGGCAGCGGCUCUGUGGGUGUGGUGCACGACGUGGGAGCUGGGAAUGGCGAGGUGCGUCCGAGCGAGGUCCAGCCUCAGUAA
Molecule: messenger RNA, 1002 nt
Organism: Phytophthora sojae
Lineage: Eukaryota; Oomycota; Peronosporomycetes; Peronosporales; Peronosporaceae
Exons: 1
Coding region: 1-1002 (333 amino acids)
Source: RefSeq, a predicted model, not a curated record